GUGUUGGUGGCAAUCUGGUGGCCAUUCAGACCAGCCGGAUCUCCACCUACCUGCACAUGUGGAGCACGCCUGGUGUUCUCCCCCUCUGGAUGAAACAGUUCUGGCCUAACCCAUGCUCCACUUUCUGCACCUCAGAAAUUAAUUCCAUAUCAGCCCGAGUCCUGCUCUUUCUGGUGGUUCCGGGCCAUCUGAUUUUCUUCUACAUUAUCUACUUGGUGGAAGGCCAUUUGGUCCCAGACAGUAAGAUCUUUGUGGUGUUCUAUCUGCUAGCAAGCCUGAUCCAGGUGACGAUUCUUCUGUACCUGGCAGAAGUGAUGGUUCGGCUGACAUGGCACCAGGCCCUGGAUCCAGACAACCACUGUAUCCCCUAUCUCACAGGGUUGGGGGACCUCCUAGGGACUGGCCUUCUGACACUCUGCUUUCUUAUCAACUGGUUAUUGAGGAGUGAUGCAGGGCUGGAUGGUUUCUCAGAACCAUCAUCUGGACCUCCCUAAUGAGCCCAGGCAGCCCCAGUUUCUCAGUAGAAUUUUCCUUCACACCAGCAGGGUACAGAAUACAGUUUCUCCCUGCCUGGGUCCUCAGGAAGGAUGGUUGACACCCUGCCUCUGCAGUGGCCCUUUGUCAGUCUGCUAAGGACACUAACACACAUCUUGACUCUGGAGUUGGAACCUGAGCCUAUGAGGGUGAGGGAGGCCUGAAAUCAGAAGCAUUGUUUGUGUAUGAAUGUGACUGCAUGUUCCCGGACAUAAGUGCACACUCAUGUGCUUGGUGAGUGCAAAUGAGUGUGCAUGUGUGUAUGGAGAGCAGGGGACUCUGGCCUGAAGACGCUGAAGGAAGAGACAUGUCCAGUGCACUUGGGAGAUAUGCUGGCACUGUUCUGUGCCCAUGCAGCCUGGAUUGGGGAGGAACAGGAAUGAGAUGCCUUCUGUGCCCAAGCCUCAGGACUGAGCUGUGGCUUAAGCACAGUCUUCACCAGGUCUGAGCUUCAUGGGCCAUUUUGCCGGUGUGCCUGCAAAUGUGCAGCCCUUCCCAAGACAGCUCUUCCUUGCACACCCUUCAUCAGCUCCCAGUAUUUAAUCCUGUUAAUGUUUUUUCUCUUUUUUUUUCUUUUUAUGUUUAAGCAAAACUUCUGUUUAGAUUUUAAUGAUCAGAGAAGUAUAAAAUAAAACAUAGAUUAUAUUAUACUUGG
Molecule: messenger RNA, 1189 nt
Organism: Odobenus rosmarus divergens (Pacific walrus)
Lineage: Eukaryota; Metazoa; Chordata; Mammalia; Carnivora; Odobenidae
Product: solute carrier family 41 member 3-like
Exons: 3
Biological process (GO): monoatomic cation transport
Cellular component (GO): plasma membrane
Molecular function (GO): monoatomic cation transmembrane transporter activity
Source: RefSeq, a predicted model, not a curated record